Pollicipes pollicipes is the source of this 832-nucleotide messenger RNA. RefSeq lists its product as uncharacterized. The coding region runs from base 431 to 832 and encodes 133 amino acids. NCBI's taxonomy places the organism in Eukaryota, Metazoa, Arthropoda, Thecostraca, Pollicipedomorpha, Pollicipedidae. The transcript is spliced from 5 exons. The record is from RefSeq and is a predicted model, not a curated record.
UGAUGCAAGAUAUCACGUGUAAUAUCAUCUGUUAUAUCUUCUUUACAAGUCACACGCAAUAUGUAACUUAAAUACCUGCUCAGACACCAAAAGUAUAGCAAAACAUGCGUCAGGAGCUUGUUUGUAUUUCAGCUCAAGGCCAAAUGGUCUUCUUGUCCGCAUUCAAGGACGUGCUUCCGCGGUUGGUGUAGAGAGGGUCGCGGGGGCACUUGGCCUCAGGGAGGAAGGUGAUAGUUUUGCAUAACUUCCUGGAUCUGCAUUUAUGUUAAGAUGAGAUACCACUUCCUAGUUUUGUAGUUAACUGGUAGGCAGAUCAGGUUAAGCAGCAACACGAUAAUUGAUAGUAAGGCGGACACCUGGAUAGAUGGAAAAGUGGCUAUUUGCCUGCUGCUGGUAACAACAGGUGAAGUUCUUCAGGUAGUGGGCUGCCAUGGACCAUCUUUCACUGGCUUGGGGGACAGCUAUUGCAGCAGUGGUGGUGCACACUGUGGGCAUCUGGAACCUGGUCACCCUGGUGCUCUCACUUACCACUGUUGCUGUCAGUUUCUGCCUGACGCUGUACUGGCGUCACGGACGGGCGGCGGACGAGUACAGUGUGCAGACAUGCCGCUCCCGCCUGCCGCUGCCCAGCCCCGGCAUCCCGGCGAUCGUGUCUCUGACCCGUCUCGGUUCUGACAUUCCCCGCUCGCCGGCAGAUCGUAUCGUGUCUCUGACCCGGUCUCCCCCACGUGAGCUGCGCUUCGACCAGCGGUACACGGGCUCCAGUCCGAUCGACGAGCAGAUCAAGCAGGUGCUGCAGUUCGCCUUCCGGGACUUCGUCAAACCAUGGUGA